AACAACAAACUCUUGACAUAGAAAACGGAAGCAAGCGGACGAAAGCGAGAGUGUUGACGCGUCUGCAGAAGCCGCGUGUGUUCCUGAGACAGUGAGGCCGUGAAGCCAACUUCCGGGGAAACAAAGGGGAAUGAACUUGCGGUUUACUCCAAAUUCGUCUAAACUACUUGCGAUCUUCGGACUCCUGCCACCGACCAUGGACCCUCCAGCAGCCACAACCAACAGAAGGCCUUUGCCCGACUUGCUGCCAUCGCCAAAAACAGCCUCGCUCUGUCCUGAGAUUCACACCAGCGUUUCCACUCUGGAAGACGCUAGACGUUCCCUCUCAGAGCCUCCCGCUUACUUGCAGUGCCAGACGUUGGCGAGCCUCAAACGUGAAUGCCCAAAUAGUCCACCAUAUCUCGUCGAGAGUGACGAGCCUCUCGACCUUCGGGUAGAGUGCAAGAAAAUAAAAUUUGAUCAUAGCGAGAAGAGGAAACUGACGGUUCCCUUCGUCGAGACUGUUGACGUGAAUCCAAAUAUGACAUUUUUUGAAGCCAUGCAGCAAAGUUUAGCUUGCCAUAACAGGACGUCUCGGGAUACUAAAUCUCCUUCACCGACUCCUUCAGAGGGUAACAAAAGUGUGGACUCAACAACAUUACCUUUCAUUUUUGAUCCUCGAUUCUUUUAUCCACGAAUGCCGCAAGUGACCUACCCAGGCAUGGGUAACGGGAGCCCAUACUUCUCGUCACCUUUGCCAUCACCAGUUAAUUUCCAAUUCGCAAACAAUUCCCCCUACCACCCAUUUCCAAUUCCACCGGUUCAACCUACCCCAUAUUCAUUCAAGCAAUCGUUUUCAGAGAAUUCAACUUCGUUUUUAUACGAAGCAAUUAAAGACCGCAGGGAGAACAGUCAUUUAGUUCCAAGUCCAUGCCAAACCACUUCUAAAAGCAAGGACCGCUAUACCUGCAAGUAUUGUGGCAAAGUUUUUCCUCGUUCAGCCAACCUGACGAGACACGUGAGAACCCACACGGGUGAGCAGCCUUACAAAUGCCGACACUGCACACGAUCUUUCUCAAUAUCAUCGAAUCUCCAGCGACACGUGCGUAACAUUCACAACAAAGAAAAACCCUACACAUGUCCGCGAUGUAACAGGGCUUUUGGCCAACAGACUAAUCUUGACCGACAUUUGAAAAAACAUCAAAACGAGUGCCCGACCAUCCUAGACAACUACCCACGGAAAUUUGAGUAUUCAUCGAUCGGAGAAGCUAUUAAAAGGUCAAAUAAUUUAAACUCUUUGCACAAGUUUCUAGCAAGCGGAGCUCUAGCGAUGUCACCGAAGUCCACCGAAGACAUGGAACCAUCAGACGUUGACGAGGCCAUUGAUGAAAUUGUGGACGUGGUUGAAGACGGCACUUCUGAUUCAGACAAGGAAGAUCAACGUCCUGACUCAACUGCAACUUAUUCAAAGGAAGAAUCUGUCAAUGACGAAGCUCAGGUUAAUGGGUUAGGGAAUACCUCAGUUUCAUUUGAAAUGACAAUAAGACCGGCGUCGGAGGUGAUAGCCAGUCACGACAGUGAUUGCUCUCCUAGUUCUAGCAACCUCAUAGCUGCAUAGUUACAAAUCCGGUAGAAAAUCCGACGCUUUAGACCUAGACUUAUUUUGUGUUAAGGAAACCCCAAAAGCAUGUUCAUUUUCAGGUAUUGCUAAAAUUAUUGCAGUUUGGUCGAAUGCAGUAUAUUUUUUAGUAGUUCAGUGACCGACUCGAAUAGCUGGGGUUGAUUGAACUAAUAAAACAUGUCCUGUGAAAUAAAGAGACUGAAAUAGCGUUUAUUUUAAAGUAUGAAAUCAUAUAUUCGCUAUGGUUUCACAUAAGGUUAAGUUGAAAAUUAUUUCGGGUUAACGUGACAUUACACGGCAGAGUGCCGACCAGGCAUUCCUUGAAUUUGCGGCAUCAAUAAUAUCAAUUUUGUGAAGAAAUAUAUUUUUAUAUUUGAGGAAUCUUCAAACAAUUUUUAUUUCUCAUUCAAACAUUAACGUAAAGAUACUAUAGAAUUUCAUGCCAUUUUGCAGUUAUGAGAAAGCUAAAUAAUGUUUAUUUUGUGAAAUAUAUUUAUACAAUUAUUUAUUCAUCGUUGAAAUGGAAUUAUUUAAACCUCUAUCCUUAUUUCCAUUUAUUAUCUGUGACCUCGUUUUCUACCAUCAUUCAUUUCCUGGGAGUUACUUCGAUUUCUUCACAUAAAUUUGCACCACUAUUAGAUAAAGCACUUAAGCGUAGAGUACGCAUCACUCAUGGUGGCUGAAAUAAGCUUUUUGGUGGCACCAACAUAAGUUCUGACGGCAUCAUUUUUAUUGUACGCAGUUUCAAGUUGUCUUUACGACAAAAUUUACGAUUUUUCAUAAAAAUUUCUGUCUCAUAUUCGUGAAAACUUGGGUUGAAUACUUUUUACUGAUCUCAAAUUUCUUCUUUUUCUGGCCUGUUCAUGAACUGUUCAUAUUUAAUAUUGUUCCACUUUUCUUCAAGGGUCGCCAGUAAUAACCAAAAAGAUAUCAUACCAACGUUAUUUCGAAGCGCUGAUUGUGUUACAGCGUUAUCGACUAUUGGAGAUCAUUAAUAUAUAUAAAAUAAAUUUAUUAGUGACAAUAUUUUUAUUAAGAGUUAUGUUUUUAACUGCACU
Hyalella azteca is the source of this 2658-nucleotide messenger RNA. RefSeq names its product histone-lysine N-methyltransferase PRDM16-like. Lineage: Eukaryota; Metazoa; Arthropoda; Malacostraca; Amphipoda; Hyalellidae. The transcript is spliced from 2 exons. The record is from RefSeq and is a predicted model, not a curated record. Gene Ontology annotation, biological process: regulation of transcription by RNA polymerase II. Bases 131 to 1597 code for a protein of 488 amino acids. Gene Ontology annotation, cellular component: nucleus. Gene Ontology annotation, molecular function: DNA-binding transcription activator activity, RNA polymerase II-specific; RNA polymerase II cis-regulatory region sequence-specific DNA binding.